CCACCUCCUGCACCACAGCGCCAUUGCGCUUCCACGGCCAGCUACCGCUGCCGGAAUAUACACUGGUGGAUCUUUAACAGGUUCCUCCGGUCCGAUCCACCGCCAGCUUCCGACGUCGUACUCGGGCGGAUCGGUUCCACAAUGGGGGAACGGGGAGCAGAGGAGGACGGCUCGGGCGGCUCCUCCCUCUCCCUCAUGUGCCUGGAGGACGGCGCCGACCUCGACGCCGGUGGCUCCGCGGAGAGCGCCGACGACGGCGAGCCGGCCGUCGUUGCUCACAGCGACGCCGGUGAGGACCAGGAGGAGGAGUACAUGGACUACCUCGUGUCCAAGGAGAGCAGCUUCUGCUGCUCCCCUUCCUCCUCGCCCGUCUCCUCCGACGCCGGCGCCGAGACGCGCCCUUCGUCCACGGCGUCGUCAUCCGACGAGUGGUUCCGCUGCGCGCGCCACGCCACCGUCGCGUGGGUCCUUGAGACGCGGGCUUACUUCGGCUUCUCCCACCGCGCGGCGUACCUGGCCGUCUCCUACAUGGACCGCUUCUGCCUCCGCCGGUGCAUGGACGUGUCAGUGAUGCCCUGGGCGGCGCGGCUGCUGGCGGUGGCGUGCCUGUCCCUGGCGGCGAAGAUGGAGGAGUACCGCGCGCCGGCGCUGUCCGAGUUCCGCGCCCACGACGACUACGACUUCAGCAGCGUCUGCAUCCGGCGCGUGGAGCUGCUGGUGCUGUCAACGCUGGGGUGGCGCAUGGGCGGUGUCACGCCGCUGGAUUACCUCCCCUGGCUCUCCUCCAGGCUACGCCGAGGCGGCGGCGGCGGGCUCGUUGCCGCCAAGGCCGCCGCGCUUAUCUUCUCCGCCGCGGAAGCUGCCAGUGUGCUCGACUACCGGCCGUCCACCGUGGCCGUCGCCGCCGUCCUGGCGGCGGCCCACGGCGCCAUGACAAAGGAAGCGCUGGAGUGCAAUAUGAGCAGCCUCACUCCGUCCUGCCUGCUCGACAAGGACGACGUGCACGCCUGCUACAGCACGAUGCUGAGCGAGAGCUCCUCGCCUACGCCGAGCAAGCUGGCGGACAAGAGACCGCCGCCAUCCAGCUCCGGCUCGAUGACGUACGAGUCGGCCGACGCGGCCUCCUCGUUCGCGGCCACGGCGGGCCGGAGCAAGAGGGCGCGGCUGGAGAUGCCGAGCAUUGGCCCAUGAGAAGCACCGCCGGCCGGGACACGAUCGUUUUUUUUUUUUUGCCACUUGUCCUGUGCUGUGCGGCUGUGGCGGCCUGCCGGGGCUAAUCUUCUUCGCCAACUGUAGUUUUUUUUUCUUCUUCCAGCUUUGACUUUUCAGUUGUUUGAUUGAUCACGCGGCGCGCGCGCAGCACGCUCUGCUGGAGAAACGGUGACGCGCACGGGCAUUGCCCCGGCGUUGGAGAUGGAGGGUUUGGUUGCCUUU
Zea mays is the source of this 1434-nucleotide messenger RNA. RefSeq lists its product as uncharacterized. NCBI's taxonomy places the organism in Eukaryota, Viridiplantae, Streptophyta, Magnoliopsida, Poales, Poaceae. The record is from RefSeq and is marked provisional.